Messenger RNA from Entelurus aequoreus (snake pipefish), 924 nucleotides. It is a transcript of the gene mplkip, whose product is annotated as M-phase specific PLK1 interacting protein. The record is from RefSeq and is a predicted model, not a curated record. Lineage: Eukaryota; Metazoa; Chordata; Actinopteri; Syngnathiformes; Syngnathidae. The transcript has 2 exons. Bases 76 to 507 code for a protein of 143 amino acids.
CCCUACGUCCGCUUCCGGUUUUCCCCUCACUACUGUUUUGACCGUCUCUAUCCGGUAAUCAAGUUGAUAGCGAAUAUGGACCGACUGCCUGCCAGACAACCGUGGAAUGACCGCUUCCCUUCCCCGCCCUCGUGUUGGACUCGUUCCCCUUACGGAGGCCCCGGGCAUCGAGGGGGUUCUUCCCGCGGCUACCCAACCUACUCACCCACCUCUCCCAUGUGUUCCCCGGUCGGGUUUAACCGUGGACACUGGGGGAGCCCUCAAACAGGGUCCGGCGGGAGAGGACGGAGCUUUGGGGGGUCUCCGGCGAGGUUCGGCAGCGGAGAGAGGGCGCAUAGAAGAGGACACCGCUUUGAGAGGCCUCUGAACUUCAGUCCAUCGUCUUCCAAGGACCAGGAUCAGUCUUUUGACUCGAUAGAGAAGUACUUCAGUCCGUCCAUGUUGGAGGAUCCCUGGGCAGUGCUGCAACCAACAGAGCCACAGACAUCGACCAGCAACAAUCAGUAAACAGUAAAAAUAACAGGAAAUAGCUGUUGGGUUUCUGAUUAACUCAGGAGGCAAUUUCUUUGAUUGGAGGGUUUUAUGUUAUUCAUAGAUUAAUGUACACGUUUAUGCACUGUAUUUCAGGAUUGUUUGAGGGAGCAAAGUCUUAUUUGUGGGAAUUCAAUGCCUACAGGAAGUACUUAGUCUGUUCAUGAUCAAUCCAGGAAUCAGUUAAUGAGAUGUUUGUACAACUUUGUACAGAAAUACCCAUGUUUAUGUAUAGAUUUAUACAUUGUUUAAAUGUCUUACUUGACAGGAAGUAAGUAGCUGAUCUAAUCCUGACCAAUACAAGAAUUUCCUGCUAUUGGAUGCUUGUAUUAUGUUUUGUAUUAUGAAUAUGAUACAAAUGUUUUUUUUAUAUACAUUCUUACUUUGUGUUUU